Molecule: messenger RNA, 780 nt
Organism: Hydatigera taeniaeformis
Lineage: Eukaryota; Metazoa; Platyhelminthes; Cestoda; Cyclophyllidea; Taeniidae
Source: the annotation of a GenBank genome assembly
AUGUCUCCCCUAGGUUCAAGCACACCGGGCACCUACGUAGCUCCCUCAUUACCAACACCUUCAGCACAGCAUAAGCUGCAACAACAGCGGCGUUAUCGUCGGCACAGAAGUGGAAUACGAGGCUGUAAGAGUAGUCAACAGCAACGGCGCCAGUACCACCACCGACUUCAACCUUCGCUAGAAACCGAGCUGAGUUUAGAGGCAUGGCAAGCGAGUCAGAAUCUCAUUGCUUCACUGCGAAGCGAAAAUCAUCUACUUCAGAACCAGUUGAAGGAGUGCCGAGUAGAGUUGCGCACUGUUCAACGUCAAUGCAAGGUCCAGAGUGCUAGACUCUCAAAGGCAGUAGGACGAGAGGCGGAAAUGCCGGCACUUGUUGAUCGAUUGAAUGCGGAAGUUCGUGCAAUGCAGAUCCAACUAAGACGCAAGCAGGAAGCCAUUGACGUGGCGGAAAGGCGUGCGCUUGAAGCAGAGGCACGACUACUGCCACUGCUAGGGAAACGUAAUCACAAGUCAGCUACCGUCUCGAGUCCUCCUUCUGCAAAUGAACAAGAGGAGAUGAAGAGACGGACUCAAGCGCUAGAUGCUAUGCAAACAACUCUUGAAGAAGAACGACGCAAAUUUCGGGCAAGAAGGUACUGGUCACUGGGUGAUGGAACAACUGAAGGGGAUGUUGGAGUAGAGGCUGCAGAGCGUACGCAUGGUAAAUGGUGCGCAUUAAGCGAUGAUAGACCAUUUCAAUUCGUACUUCACUUACUACAUCUCUGCAAUUUGCAUCGUUGA